UACAAUAAAAACAACAACACCAACAGAAGGAAAAUGUUGCACUGCAAAUUCGAACGAAAUGGAUUUUCAGUUUGUCUCGCUUUAUUUUGCGACGUCAAGAAUGCAAAAGAUAUCAAACAGCAUGUCAUGAAUGGCGAGCUAGAAAUGACGCUGCUUAAUACAAAAAUGGUAACAGAUCCAUUUCAAGUCCUGGUGGCUGCAAACCGUGCAGUUUGCAAUCAGAGGCAGGCAAGAAUGACUACGAAGAACGUCCAUUCAGAAGUUCUCUUUUGCUUGUCUCCCCUUAAAAAUAUUUCAGACUCCUUCCGCAAGUUUGGUAUGUCCGACUCAGCAGACAGCGUGUUUGUUGUGAUCGUUAACGAUACUGAAGACAAGACCCUCCACAGGCUGAUAGAGAUCAUCGAUGGGCAGCAGGUGGCUGUGAGCGAUGUAAAACACUUCUGCGAUGAAACACUUGUGAAAAAGAUGUUCAAAGUGACUGAUGAAGAACUAAGUGUAUGCUCUCUGACAGAUGCUCUUGUGUCAAAGAUUGCCAGCAAAGAAUUUGUGACAGUCUGAGCAGGUGUAGGAAUGUAGUCGUCUUAUAGUCACUAGGAGCCAUCUUGAAAAAACAGGACUUGUUAUCACUGGGAACCAGCUUGAAAAAAAACAGGAUUUGUUAUCACACGGAACCAGCUUGAAAAAAACAGGAUUUGUUAUCACAGGGAACCAGCUUGAAAAAACAGGACUUUUAAACACAGGGAACCAACUUGAAAAAAACAGGCUUUGAAUAAAUUCUAGGAUGUUUGUGGAACAAGCUGUCUGUAAACAUUAAUUUGAGCCUUGUGUUGGUUAAACAGGGUUUUAUGCAUGUGAAUAUUGUCGUCCCAGAUGAGCCUGUGUAAUCAACACAGGCUAAUCAAGGAUGAUACUCAGCUUUUAUGGAUUUGUUUGUUUGAAGGUCUUUUCUUAGCGAAAAUCAAGUUUACAUGGAAAGUGUUGUCCCUGAUAACCUUCAUGCAGUAAACCCCAUUUUCUCAGUGUGAGAAUAACUGUUGAA
Molecule: messenger RNA, 1039 nt
Organism: Dreissena polymorpha
Lineage: Eukaryota; Metazoa; Mollusca; Bivalvia; Myida; Dreissenidae
Product: EKC/KEOPS complex subunit TPRKB-like
Exons: 4
Coding region: 34-558 (174 amino acids)
Biological process (GO): tRNA threonylcarbamoyladenosine modification; telomere maintenance via recombination
Cellular component (GO): nucleus; cytosol; EKC/KEOPS complex
Source: RefSeq, a predicted model, not a curated record